Panicum virgatum (switchgrass) is the source of this 1563-nucleotide messenger RNA. Its product is annotated as RING-H2 finger protein ATL3-like. The coding region runs from base 271 to 1269 and encodes 332 amino acids. The transcript has a single exon. The record is from RefSeq and is a predicted model, not a curated record. Lineage: Eukaryota; Viridiplantae; Streptophyta; Magnoliopsida; Poales; Poaceae.
CCAGAGAGGGACCCAAGCACGCAGCACGUCGUGGCCCACUCGCCGCACGACCGCGCCGCAGAGGAUCCCACCUCUGCCAUCACGCCAAAGCCGCCGCCGCCGCCUCGUGCCCACCUUCAAAUACGGAGGCGUUUCCCUCCCUCCCUCUCCCAGCUCGCCACUCCCCUCAACAUCUCUCCCCCGGCCUCCCAUCUCCACCUCGCCGCCGUCUCGUCUCGUCUCCCCUCCUCGCGCCGGCGCCGGACCAAGGAACGCCGAGGCAAACGCGCCAUGCUCCCCACGCCGUCCUCCUCGUCGGCGUCGCUGGCGCCGGCGGGCGCGCAGCAGGGGCUCCCCAGCGGCGCCGCCGCCGCGUGGGCGUCGGACGGCGCCGCCCCCUCGCACCACCAGCUGGCCAUCAGCAACGGGGUGCUCCUGGCCGCGGUCAUCUUCCUCUUCAUGGUCGUCGUCUUCGUCUUCCUGCUCUACCUCUACGCCAAGCGCUACCUGGGCACCAACCCGCUGCUGGCGCCGUCCUCCCGGUUCCUCUUCGUCGCCGCGUCCCCGCUCCCGCAGCGCGGCCUGCCCGCCGCCGUCCUCCGCUCCCUCCCCGUCACGGUCUACGGCGCCGCCCGCUCCCCCGGCUCCCCAGGCAAGGACCGGCUCGAGUGCGCGGUGUGCCUGUCCGAGGUGGCCGACGGCGAGAAGCUGCGGACGCUGCCCAAGUGCGCGCACGCCUUCCACGUGGAGUGCAUCGACAUGUGGUUCCAGUCCCACGACACCUGCCCGCUCUGCCGCGCCCCCGUCGGCGCCGACCUCGGCGCCCUGCCGCGGGAGGACCCCGCCGCCGCGCCGCUCGAGUUCCCCGUCUUCCCCACCAACGUCCUCUUCUGGGGCACCCACGACCAGGUCGCCAACGCCGGCCCCGCCCCUCCGGCCGCGGCGGCACUGCCUCCCCCCAUCGCCGGCACCUCCGCCACGAGCUCCUCCGCCUCCGGCCGCCGCAAGGAGAACCUGGUCAUCGACAUCCCGACGCGCGCCGUGGCCAUCAACACGCCGCCCAUGAACUCCCCGCUGCCGACGAGCCGGAUGCCCGGGAUCGCCGACGAGAUGCGGUCCCCGGUCUCCGCCCGUCUCCGGUCCCUCCGCCGCCUGCUGAGCCGGGGCAAGCAGGCCGUGGUGGGCACGUCAUACAGCCCGCGCGCCGCCGCCGCCGCCGGGGACAUCGAGCAGGGGCUCGCCGGAACCGAGGCCGGCCGCCCGCCCAAGACCCCCAAGACCCCGAACUGAUUCGUUGGGAUCCCCGAGCUCCGGGUCGCAUUUGGCCGACCUCGGCCGAUCACCGGAGCCGCGCAGACAUGUGUUCAUUCUUUCUUUCUUCUCUCUCUCUCUCUCUCUCUCCCCCCCCCCCCCCCCCCCCCCCUCUUCUCUUCUCGAUUUAAAAAGGAGGAAUUUUGGCUCAAAAUUCUGAUCUGUAAACAAAAGCAGAGACAUCGGAGUUGAUUGGUUCGUAGUGUUGGUGGAUGCAGUAAUUGACCAAUUUGUUCAUACAUGUUGCCGGGAUCGUUCUUCAACUUUUUGACU